Vollenhovia emeryi is the source of this 1581-nucleotide messenger RNA. It is a transcript of the gene UQCR-C2, whose product is annotated as cytochrome b-c1 complex subunit 2, mitochondrial. The record is from RefSeq and is a predicted model, not a curated record. Gene Ontology annotation, molecular function: metal ion binding. Gene Ontology annotation, cellular component: mitochondrion. The coding region runs from base 102 to 1436 and encodes 444 amino acids. The transcript is spliced from 7 exons. Lineage: Eukaryota; Metazoa; Arthropoda; Insecta; Hymenoptera; Formicidae.
GAUGACAGCAAUGGCGCCCUGUCUGUCUACUACUCCCGUCUCUGAUCAGUCUGGUCAACUCUAGUGAGAGCUUUCUCGCUUCUACGGAAUUUCAAGGAGAAAUGGCUUGUUCCGUUGUACGGUCGCCCGUUCUUCGUAGUCCUACGGUGAGGCAUUACGCAGCGGCCGCAGCUGCUCAAUGUUCCAACGUUGCGACAGCAGAACUCGAGGUAUUAUCUGGCAAUAAGGUGACGGUCGCUGCGCUCGACAACCAUAGUCCCGUUGCUCGAGUAUCAAUCGUCUUCAGAGCUGGCUCACGCAACGAGACGUACGAUACGCAGGGCGCGACGCAUCAUAUUCGAAUCGCUGCUGGUCUGAGCACAUGUGGAUCAACUUGCUUCGGAAUAACUAGGAAUAUCCAACAACUUGGUGGAAACUUAACCGCCACCACUGAUCGCGAGAGCAUCGCGUACACGUUACAAAUUACGAGGAAUAAUCUAGGCAAAGCUUUGACUUUCCUAGAGGAUGUCGCGACACAGCAAGUGUUCAAACCAUGGGAGAUAUCCGAUCAGCUACCCAGAUUGCGCUACGAAUUGUCCAUGGUACCCGAGACAACACGUGUUAUGGAAUUGUUGCACAAAGCGGCUUAUCGCACUGGACUAGGCUACUCUCUGUACUCGCCCAAGAGGCAGCUUGGAAAAAUCAGCACGGAGACUCUACAACAUUUCGUCAAUACCUGGUUCAACGGCUCGGGGUGCGCGGUCGUAGCAACGGGCGUCCCGAUAUCUGACGCUACACAAUUUGCCUCGACUCUUAAAGUAGGCUCGGCAGACAAUACCGUGGAAGCUGCCAAGUAUCACGGAGGAGAGCUACGCAAGGAACGUUCCUCGGAAUUGACCACUGUGGCGGUAGCUGUUGAAGCAGCAGGGCUUAACAAGGAGAAGGACGUUCUCGCUUAUGCGGUGCUGCAGAGAGCGGUCGGUUCUGGUCCCCGUGUAAAAUGGGGCUCCAGCGUGUCUCCGCUGCACAAGGCGGUCUCUGGAACGACGAGCGCCGACCAAUUUGCCCUUUCGGCAUUUAAUGCUUCUUACAGCGAUUCUGGUCUCUUUGGCUUUAUUUUGUCCUCGGUACCCAGUGCCGCCGGCUCCGUAACAAAAGCCGCUACUGCGUACUUGAGGUCACCCAAGCUCUCCGAUGCAGAUAUCGCGCGCGGUAAAGCUACGUUGAAAGCUGAAAUAUUAUAUGCCGCGGAUAACGACGCCGCGUUUUUAGAAAACCUGGGACAGCAAGCAAUUUUCAAAGGACGCAUGUACACACCGUCUAAUCUCGUUGCGGAAGUAGACAAAAUAACUGCAUCUGAAGUCAAAUCGGUUGCCGGAAAACUUGCUGGCGGAAAAUUGUCCAUGUCUGCGAUCGGCAAUCUAUGCACCGUUCCAUAUGUCGACGAAUUGAAGUAGACUGCAAUGAGAGUACAGCAGCACCGUUUACCGUUUACCGUUUACUAUUUACCGUGAGAGCAUUUCAGUUAUGUUGGCUAGUUGAGAGAUGUACACGAGUAUGUAGAACUUGCGAUAUCAAUAAUAAAAGGGAAUAUCGCUGCUA